GCGCUGAUUGGCUGUACGUCACGUGACCUUACAGCUGAUUUCGUUGGAUGGAGUGUUUUGUUCAUCAUUUCUUGUAGCCAUUUCUGUGUUAGCAUCGCCGUCCAGUCGCACAUCCAUCAUCCUCUAUCAUGGCCCAGGCAGCUCAGGCGGCUCAGGUGAACGCUUUCGACCCGAACAGCUCGCAGAUUCAGGUGGAACACGACCGGAAGCGGCGGCAGUUUGUCAUCAGGCUGAACGGAUCUCACGAUCGAGCCGUUCUUCUGUACGAAUAUGUCGGGAAGAAGACGGUGGACCUUCAGCACACCGAGGUUCCAGAUGCUUACAGAGGGAGAGGGAUAGCCAAGCACCUGGCCAAGGCAGCCAUGGAUUUCGUGGUGGAAGAGGACCUGAAGGCCCAUUUGACCUGCUGGUACAUCCAGAAAUACGUCAAAGAGAAUCCUCAGCCUCAGUACUUUGAACAUAUUUAUCAAUGACCCGAUGCUGCUCUGACAGGAGCGGGAGAAAGAGACUCCUGGAGGAUUCACACUGUGCUGCAGCAUGCUUUGGAGUUACAGGACCGAUACACAAACAGGACCUUCCAGGCAUCGUUAAAAAGGACUUUGAGCUACUCCAGAGACACAGAGAAGACGUCUGUGAGCUGAGCAUUCGGUCCACGCUUGACUUUUGUCCAGAACCAGAACUAAGAAGCGGACCAGCCGGCCACAAAUUCUGAUAAUUAUGAGCAGUUAAAGUAACCAAAGCUGUUCCGUCAGACCGAAACCCUCCGAAGGGUUAGGAAUGAUAGAGACCAGCUGGGGGUCAAAUAUUGGGAUGCAAAUUCUCUGUCCUCCAUUCAUUUGUUCAUUGGUCGUGAGCAAGUGAUGGGCGCCGGCGGUGUCUAAAUAGAGGCAAUGAUGCCUUCACUGACCAACUGUGAUGACUUUUGUGCUUCCUCUUUCUUUAUAUUCUUCUUUAUUUUUGGGCUACCCUGUUAGUAAAGUUUGGUUUCUUUGGGCUAAAAUGCUAGUGUAGUAGAUUACAAAUGCUAAAGUUAUCUUUAACAUCAGAAGAGAAGGGGUGUGACGAUACCUGGCGACGCAAAUUAAAGAAAAAGAUAUCAUUUGGAUUUUGAAAACAUUUCUUUUCUCAAACUCUGGAGAUCCUCUCACAUUCUGCCCGGUAACAGACUUUCACGAUCUAUAAUUUGUGUCUCGAAUUGAUCCGGAAACGGUGCAGGGAUUUGUAAACCAAAGAACAAACACCGAGUAAUAAUGAUCUCGCCUGUGUGUUAAAGGUUACAUUCAAGGUCAAAGGUUACAUUAACAUGUCAUGUGUGAUAAAUUGGGUCUGAAGUUUGUCACUGUGUGGUUAAAAAAAAGAAAAAACCUCAGUGGGGAUAUUGAUGAAUAUUUCUGCUCCAACCAGCGUUUCAUAAAACAGCACUGUUACAUUCUGCCUCCCUUUAGUCAUUCAGGAAAUGAUGUGUCAAGGUCUUUACUCAUUAACCCUUCCCCUUAUGUCAGCUGAUAAAGGUCAUCAGAGAGGACAGCUCGUCGUGGCACUCUCUCUCUUUCACCUCUUCAUGAGUUGUCUUUUUGUUGUUGCUGUUGACAAUCUAAAGUGUUGAAGAGAAGAAUCCCUCAGGUUACUUCACACUGUCAGGAUGAAGAUGAGCGUGUUGUCUGCUUCGAUCGCCCAGAGGUUACUGCAGGAAAUGACUCUCUCUCUCUCUCUUAGGUGAUGCACCUACUCCUCUUGUUCUCAUGUUUGUAUCCGUGUGUUUGCUUGAAAGGAAAUCCUGAGCUGCAUGGCUCGACCAGAUGAGUAAAAAUGAACCGAUAUUCAUUUGUUUUGUGCUUUACACUUUUGUUUUUUUUCUUCUUGUUAUCUAUAAAUAAAGAAAUCGAAAUUUCA
Molecule: messenger RNA, 1893 nt
Organism: Labrus mixtus (cuckoo wrasse)
Lineage: Eukaryota; Metazoa; Chordata; Actinopteri; Labriformes; Labridae
Gene: natd1
Product: protein NATD1
Exons: 3
Coding region: 129-473 (114 amino acids)
Source: RefSeq, a predicted model, not a curated record